AUGGAUCCAAAAUGUUCUACAGGAGCACUAGAUCUAAAUCAACCAGCAAUUGAAGGUGACAGGGUAAUCGAAGAUGUCAGUUUGUUCCAUGAUUUGCAAAUAGAAGUAACAGGCAGCAUACAAAGGACCUUGAGCAAUCCAGAUGUGACCAAAAGCUCAGAACAUAGCAAGCAUGUGAGUGGAAGCAACACUGGUGCUUCUGCUGACACAAACCCGGAAACUGCUGAAACACUAUCAACUGAUGAUUCCGGCGGUGAUGAAGAUGAGGGUGAAGUCCAGUCAACACCAUGCAGCCAAACUGAAGUUGAAACCCCUUUCAAAGGGAAGAUCUAUGAUUCAUGGGAGGAUGCGAAGAUGCAGUACAACCGAUAUGCUAAGAAGAUUGGGUUUUCCAUCAAAUGCAGUACAUCCAAGGUUUUGAAAAUUGAUGAUCAAAGAGACAAACAGCUAUUUGUUUGCAACAAGAGUGGAAAAAAUGAAGACAUCAAUAAGUUAGAAGCACCACCUAUUAGGCAAAGGAACAGAAGCAUCACCAAGAAAACUGAAUGCAAAGCCAGAUUGAGAAUUAAAAGGAGAGGAACAAACUGGUAUGUCACAUACUUCAUUGAAGAACACAAUCACAGUUUGGUGAAGAAGUUUUCCUUGAAAAAGUAUUUGAGAUCUCACAAAGGAAUACCUAAGGAAGAGAAGGAUUUUGUUCAGCUCUUGCAUAAGGUUAAUCUAUCUGCUGGCAGGGUAAUGAGGAUUAUGGGAGAGGUCUAUGGCGGUCUCGCAAAUGUACCCUAUGACAGUAAGGAUGUGAGAAAUUUCAUGGCUAAAAUUGAUGAAGAACACACGCACAAAGACAUGUCCCUGUUACUAGCUCACUUUGCAAGGAUAAAAAAAGAAGACCCAGAUUUCUAUUUCAACAUACAUACAGAUCAUGCGGACAAAGUGGACCGCAUAUUCUGGGUAGAUGGGCCAGCGAUUGCUGCUUACAAAAAUUACAGUGAUUGCCUCUCAUUCGACAGCACCUACAUGACCAACAUGUACAAUAUGCCUUUCGCACCAUUCGUUGGAAUCAAUAGGUAUUGUCAAACAAUCCAGCUAGGAUGUGGGUUCCUAAAGAAUGAGAACAUCGAGAGUUUUGUCUGGUUGUUUCAGGAGUUUCUUGAGGCUAUGGGUGGUCUGCAGCCAGAUAACUUCAUAACUGAUCAAGAUGCUGCAAUGAGAAGUGCAGUUCUCGUCUCAUUUCCAAAUUGCUGCCACAGAAAUUGUAGGUGGUACAUUAUGCAAAAUGCGCAGGCCGUUUUGGGCAACUUCUUGUCAAAACAUGAGGAGUUAAGGACAGAGUUGAACAAGAUAAUUGAUUACAGCAUGUCGGUUGAAGAGUUGGAAACAAGGUAG
This is a messenger RNA of Lolium perenne, 1386 nucleotides long. Its product is annotated as protein FAR1-RELATED SEQUENCE 5-like. Lineage: Eukaryota; Viridiplantae; Streptophyta; Magnoliopsida; Poales; Poaceae. The record is from RefSeq and is a predicted model, not a curated record.